This is a messenger RNA of Phyllopteryx taeniolatus (common seadragon), 1709 nucleotides long. It is a transcript of the gene tapbp.1, whose product is annotated as TAP binding protein (tapasin), tandem duplicate 1. Bases 161 to 1471 code for a protein of 436 amino acids. The record is from RefSeq and is a predicted model, not a curated record. The transcript has 8 exons. NCBI's taxonomy places the organism in Eukaryota, Metazoa, Chordata, Actinopteri, Syngnathiformes, Syngnathidae.
AUGAAGUUGACGCCGUCCGCGGAAGCGAAAGUGAAAGUACUUGUGAGAGGGGGAAACAAAACGUAUGUCGUCGGUUGCCUCCGCUCACUUCAUUCUCGUUUGGUGAAAUAAGAAGAAGACGACGAAAAGGGGACCAAGAACGAGAAGGAGCGGAAUAACAAUGACGAAUAUUUGCUCCAUUUGUUACCUUUCUUUGCUUACACUUCCCUGCUUCGUCCAAGCUUGCGGCGGCCGCUCCUGUCCCGCGCUGGAGUGCUGGUAUUUGAACGAGAAGGUGGCGGAAGGAAGUCUCACGCGCGGGCCCAGCCAGGUCAAGUCCCUACUUCGCAUCAGGACGGAAGGUCACCGUGCAGUCAGCCCGCAAUCUUCGGUCGACCCCAGCAUCCAGAGAGUCUACGUUGUUGCCGAUCCGGCGGCGACUCUGUGCCACCGCUCACCCAGCGGCUCGACCCGCAAGCCCUUUUGUGAGCUCAGCCACUUUCAGCCGCAGCCCUCCACCAUCAAAUGGGCCACCUCGCUGGCGGAGGACCUCAGCCCCAUUUACCUGCAAGCCGACUGGUUUUCCGCCGCUGUUCAGGACCUGGACAGACGGCACGGCACAUCCAGCAUCAUGCGCGCGCCCGCCGGGACCAACGAGCUGGACGUGGUCCUCAGCAUGACCUCCGCGACACUGUUAGUGCAGUCCAGAAUCGGGGAGCCGGUGCUGCUGGAUUGCCAGUUCUGGGCCGACCCCGCUUCUCCGCUGUACGGGUCCGGCUUUGCAGUGGAGUGGCGCUACCAGUCGCGAGGCAGCGGCCGACUGCUCCUGGCCUACGACGGCAAGGCGGACCGGCUGUCUGACUCGCCGGAGGAGGGCGCCACGCUGGACUUUGAGGCGCUGCACCGGAACGGCAACGCGUCCCUGAUGCUGCAAGAAGCCCAAGUGCGCCAUUCCGGAACGUACAUCUGCAUGGUGUACCUGCCGCACCUUCUGGCUCAGGUCACCAUUCAGCUGGAGAUCGCAGAACCUCCUUCCCUGUCCAUCCACCCGUCACCGCUUCCCCUCCCCACCCCCGGCCAGAUUUUGACAGUCCGCUGCGAGGCCUCAGGCUUUGCCCCCCAUUCCCUGGAACUGAGCUGGGAGUUGAAAGGCCCGGAUGGGAAGAGCCGGUCACUGGGACCAGGUCGCCUCUCCGGCCACAGACUAGCUUGGGACGGCACCUAUAGCCAGGACACCCGGCUGGAGCUGGACACGUCUGAUCCGGAGCUGGGCGGCGGGGGGGAGGUCACCUGUGUCGCCGAGCAUCCCGGGGGUACGCGCCGCGCCGCUGUGGCCCUCAAAGUCAUCGGCUUCAGCACGCCGUCCAUCGAGGACUCCAUGGCGAUGGUGGGAGUGGCCUUGGUGCUCUACGGCCUCAUCAAGUUCGUCUCUUGGACCUUCCUCGCCUCAGGUUCUGAUGAGACACAAGAAACAGACAAGAAAGAGAAGUGAAGAAGCUUGCCUGCUUUGUAGCACACAACGCUGGAAAGUCCAAGCAAAAGUCACCUUUUCCCUUUUACACCUCGUCAAUGUCACAAGCAACAAGACCAUUUUUUGUGCACACAAGAUUUAAUAUUUGUGGAUUCUGCAGUUCUCUCCUUUUCACUCCCUCCAAUAUUUGCUAACAUUGUUGCGGUUUGUUUUUGGAAUGUACGACAGAAAAUAAGAAUAAAGUGAGUUUUUGCUCAAA